CAAAAGAAAAUUGAAUUAUAUACUUACUUUUAUCCAUUUGUAUAUAUGUAAGGUCCAAAUAAUCCGAACAGUACCAUAAAGGCUGAGCAGCUAGCUCAGCACUUGCAAGAUUUGUAGUUGCCUGUCACUAUUGUGACGAGAAUCAUGCACAAAACUCUUCCUAUGCAUGCAACAAUUAAUGAUGAUGCAGUAGAGGCAAUUCAAAAAAUCAUGAGCUAUUUCAUUCAUCGUAUCACCAUAAAAGCUAAUGAAUACUAUCAUAUGGAUAAAAGAAAGAUUGUGACAGCUGAAGAUAUUAUUUGGGCUAUGAACAAUGUUGGUUUGCAUAACUAUGGAGAGCUUCUAACCCAUUACCUCCACAAGUAUCGUCAAGAGAAUUCUAUGCACUAUUUGUGGUCUAAUGUUAUGCAGCCUAAUGCUCCAUCAUCUCUAAUUUUUUCCAUCAACAGUGUACCAAUGAUGAGUCAUGGGUACCCGCAUUUUUCACCAAAUGUGUUGCUCAAUGAUCUUGUUGUAGCUGUCAUGUCAAACGUCAGGAAGGAAAACAUAGUGGCGGAGAAUGAUGAAGAUCCGGAUAGUUCUGAGUCAUCUUCUUCAUGAAUUACAACUAACUAUGGCUUGUCUACGAACAAUUUCAAUCCAGUUGGAAUAUGUUUUAUGUUUUAUCAUUUGAACUUUAUUUGAAGCAUUGUAUGAACAAUUAGUUUCUUGUUAUGUUUUCAAGUGUUUGUGCUUCUAAAUAUCCUUGUUAAAAACUCUAUGUUAUGUACUUGUAAGCUAUCUAUGUUUUAAUAAAUACUCCUUCCGUUC
This is a messenger RNA of Capsicum annuum, 810 nucleotides long. Its product is annotated as nuclear transcription factor Y subunit B-9-like. Bases 145 to 600 code for a protein of 151 amino acids. Gene Ontology annotation, molecular function: RNA polymerase II cis-regulatory region sequence-specific DNA binding; DNA-binding transcription activator activity, RNA polymerase II-specific; protein heterodimerization activity. The record is from RefSeq and is a predicted model, not a curated record. Gene Ontology annotation, cellular component: CCAAT-binding factor complex. NCBI's taxonomy places the organism in Eukaryota, Viridiplantae, Streptophyta, Magnoliopsida, Solanales, Solanaceae. Gene Ontology annotation, biological process: regulation of transcription by RNA polymerase II. The transcript has 2 exons.